This is a messenger RNA of Parasteatoda tepidariorum (common house spider), 890 nucleotides long. The record is from RefSeq and is a predicted model, not a curated record. NCBI's taxonomy places the organism in Eukaryota, Metazoa, Arthropoda, Arachnida, Araneae, Theridiidae.
AGAUUUAGAGCACAGCGGAUUGAUUGUUCGAAACGAUGGAACUAAUCAGAGAAACCCUGAAACGAACCGGUUACCUGUUUUAUAUCAUGGACCCCCGCAAACACAAUUACGAAAAAAUUGAUGGUGUUAGAGAUUAUUAUAAGGAUGUUGCACCCAUAUUUAUGGUAACAAUUAUUCUCGAAUGGGUGAUACGGUUUUCGCAAAAGAAACCUGCAUUUAGAAUCAAUGAGACUAUGUCAAAUGUUCUUCAUGGUUACCUAAUGGAUUUAAGCAAAAUUCCAUUCAAAGGAGUUGAAGUUUUUGUUUAUGCUUGGGUUUAUAAUAACUACAGAUUGAUUGAACUUCCUUGGAAUUCACCCUGGACUUGGAUGUUAGCUUGGAUCACUACAGACUUUUGCUUCUAUUGGGUUCAUAGAAUGACACACCAAGUGAAUAUAUUGUGGGCUAUUCAUGGGACUCAUCACACACCAGAAGAGAUGCAAUUAACUUCUCCAAUGAGGAAUUCUAUUCUAUUGAUUCCCACUCAUUGGCUUACGUGUGUACCUCUAGCAUUAGCUGUCCCCCCUACUGCAUUCCUUGUUCAUUACCAGAUUACUAUAAUCUAUCAAUAUUGGCUUCACACAGAGAUUAUUGGCAAAUUACCAGCACCAAUAGAGUUCUUUCUCAGCACUCCCAGUCAUCAUAGAGCACACCAUGGUCGUAACAGACGUUAUAUAGAUAAGAACUUUGGUGCAUUUCUUAUCAUAUGGGAUCGCAUAUUUGGAACUUUUGAAGCAGAAGAUCCUGAAGAAAAACCACUGUAUGGUUGCACUACACAAACAAAAUCAUUUAAUCCGUUGAUUAUACAGCUAGCAGACAAUAAUUCUAAGCUUUCUAUUGAAAGCACUUGA